AUGCAAAAUUACGCUUACAUAUUGACAAGCCAUGGGUUGAACAGUAAAAAAUUGAUUGAUGGCGUUCAUUCGACGACUUUAAGCUGUGCAAGUGUCAUCGAUUCUUCUCUUCUCCGAAGCGAUAUCCGUCAAUUGCGGAUAGAAUGGGUAACGAGGGACGAAAGGCUCCAUGUCAUCGGUGUCCAUAGUGGUGCCUCCUGUCCCCUGAACUGCUUCUUCGUAGCUUGGCGGAGGAGGUCCAUUCACACUGUCUCCGUUAAGUACAGGAUAAGCGGGUGGAGGUGUUUCCAAGGGUGGGGCCGAAGGGCCGCUCGAUGACGGUAGCGGCAUAUCUGCUUGUGGUGCAGAAGGUGGCGCAGAAGGUUGAGGCGGAACAUGUGGACUUCUGACUGGGAUCGUACCCACUAUUAUAUUACAGUGAGUCCCCACAUUUCCUUUGAAUGAGGCUAAGGUCUUGAAUUUCACCUGCUCUCCUGUGGCAAGCUUUCGUUGUUGUUCACGAGAAUUAUCCAUGUUUUGAUUCACAAUGAAAUAUCCAUGAUUUAAGGUAGAACCGUGGCGAAAGGCAACGUAUUUUGAUAUCUCCACCAAUUUGGUACUUGCCUUAACGAUAUCCUUCGAGCUGUCAUUGAUGACGUAAGCGUUUAUCACAAUUGUUUCCCCUGGUACAAAGCCGGUUUUCGGUAUCUCACACUGAAAUAA
Haemonchus placei is the source of this 702-nucleotide messenger RNA. The record is from the annotation of a GenBank genome assembly. Lineage: Eukaryota; Metazoa; Nematoda; Chromadorea; Rhabditida; Trichostrongylidae.